Lontra canadensis (Northern American river otter) is the source of this 803-nucleotide messenger RNA. RefSeq names its product family with sequence similarity 174 member C (gene FAM174C). Gene Ontology annotation, cellular component: extracellular region. Lineage: Eukaryota; Metazoa; Chordata; Mammalia; Carnivora; Mustelidae. The transcript is spliced from 3 exons. The coding region runs from base 16 to 423 and encodes 135 amino acids. The record is from RefSeq and is a predicted model, not a curated record.
CGCUUCCGCCGGGCCAUGGGGCCGCGCGUGCCGCUGCCGCCGCUCCUGCUGCUGUUGCUGCUGCUGCUGCUACCGCGGGCGCUGCUGUGCGGAGCCGAGGAGGCCGCGCCCCCGUCGCCGCGCCGCGCGCAGGUCACGCUGUCGCCAACGCCCGCCGUGACGAACGGGAGCCAGCCGGGCUCGCCGCACAACAGCACGUACUCGCGCUCGCCGGGCUCGCCGGGCUCGGCGCUGCUGCGUUCCUUCUACGUGCUCACGGGCCUCAGCGGCCUGGCCGCGCUCUACUUCCUCAUCCGGGCGUUCAGGUUGAAGAAGCCGCAGAGGCGGAGGUAUGGCCUGCUGGCCAGCAGCGACGACCCCGCGGAGACGGCAUCGCUGGACAGCGACGAGGAGGUCGUCUUUGAGACGCGGAAUCUGAGAUGACGUUCCGGUCAGGGAGGCGGCAUUUCCAGAAGCCCCGGGGAGAGGACAAGAGAUGGACCCUGCUCCCAGUGUCUGGUGCGCCCCUCUGACCCUCCUGCCAGCUUUGACACGGACUCUGAGAGCCCGCACGGGUCCUGCCUCACUCGCGCCUCAGCCUGAAGCCGCCUCGGCCCUUUGCCCAGACAGGACUGUGUCGGAUGCUGGGUGGAAAUCAGAGGCCCCGGAGAUCAGCGGGACUGUGACUGGUGCUGCUCCCCCUGCUCCGUGGGGAUGGGGCAGCCCCAGUGAACGCUGGGUGGGCGGGCGGGGUGGGAUGAGGGACCUGUCUGGGGGCGUUUUCCCGCGGGGCUGGGGACAAUAAAAGCCGCCGUGGAUGUGUA